AUGCAAUCAGGUCGUCUUCAGGAGUACGAGGUCAUUGGCCGCCACUUGCCCACCGAGGCCAACCCUACCCCGGCCAUGUACCGGAUGACCAUCUUCGCCCCUAACGAGACGGUCGCCAAGUCCCGUUACUGGUACUUCUUGCGUGGUCUCAAGAAGGUCAAGAAGGCCACCGGUGAGAUCGUCAGCAUCAAGGCGAUCCACGAGAAGCACCCCGAGAAGGUCAAGAACUUCGGUAUCUGGCUGCGAUACGACUCUCGCUCUGGCACUCACAACAUGUACAAGGAGUACAGAGAGCUGACCAGAACCGAUGCCGUCGAGUCCCUGUACUCUGACAUGGCUGCCCGCCACCGUGCCCGUUUCAGGUCCAUCCACAUCCUCCGUGUUGUUGAGAUCGAGAAGACCGCCGACAUCAAGCGCCCCUACAUCAAGCAGCUGGUUUCCAAGAACCUGAAGUUCCCUCUCCCCCACCGCAUCACCAAGACCAGCACCCAGAAGCUGUUCAGCGCGAAGCGACCAUCCACUUUCGCUUAA
Trichoderma harzianum CBS 226.95 is the source of this 531-nucleotide messenger RNA. RefSeq lists its product as hypothetical. The record is from RefSeq and is a predicted model, not a curated record. NCBI's taxonomy places the organism in Eukaryota, Fungi, Ascomycota, Sordariomycetes, Hypocreales, Hypocreaceae. Bases 1 to 531 code for a protein of 176 amino acids. The transcript has 3 exons. Gene Ontology annotation, biological process: translation. Gene Ontology annotation, molecular function: structural constituent of ribosome. Gene Ontology annotation, cellular component: cytosolic large ribosomal subunit; ribosome.